Molecule: messenger RNA, 6688 nt
Organism: Notechis scutatus (mainland tiger snake)
Lineage: Eukaryota; Metazoa; Chordata; Lepidosauria; Squamata; Elapidae
Source: RefSeq, a predicted model, not a curated record
AUUUUUGUUGUUUAUCUCAAAGGUACUUCAAGUGUUGCAAGAGCAUGGAGUGGAACCUUUGAUGAACUUCUUGGAAAACAAAUUGGUUAUUUUUUCAGAACCUACUUCAGAAUGAAUUAUUCUGGUUUAGCAGAAUAUCCAGAUUUUUUUGCAGUCUGUCUAAUAUUACUUUUAGCAGGACUUUUAUCAUUUGGAGUAAAAGAAUCUGCAUGGGUAAAUAAAGUCUUCACCGCUGUUAACAUCUUGGUUCUACUCUUUGUUAUGAUUUCUGGCUUUGUGAAAGGCAACAUUAAUAACUGGAAGAGAACUGAAGAAUUUCUGAUAAACUACACUGCAGAAAUAAAAAAUCUAUCAUCCUCUGAGAAUGUGACAAGUAUAUUUGGAGCUGGUGGCUUCAUGCCAUAUGGCUUUACCGGAACGCUAGCUGGCGCUGCAACUUGCUUUUAUGCCUUCAUAGGAUUUGAUUGCAUUGCAACUACUGGGGAAGAGGUCAGGAAUCCUCAGAGGGCCAUUCCUAUUGGAAUUGUAACAUCUCUACUUGUCUGCUUUCUGGCCUAUUUUGGAGUUUCAGCUGCUUUGACUCUUAUGAUGCCAUACUACUUACUUGAUGAGAAAAGUCCUCUCCCCGUAGCAUUUGAGUAUGUUGGAUGGGGCCCAGCGAAAUACCUUGUAGCAGUUGGAUCUCUGUGUGCUUUAUCAACAAGUCUCCUUGGAUCCAUUUUCCCCAUGCCUCGUGUAAUCUAUGCUAUGGCAUCGGAUGGCUUGCUUUUCACAUGUCUAGCUCAAAUCAACCCCAAAACGAAGACUCCACUUGUUGCAACUUUAUCAUCAGGGGCUGUCGCAGCUCUAAUGGCUUUUCUCUUUGACCUAAAAGCCUUAGUAGACAUGAUGUCUAUUGGUACACUUCUUGCAUACUCAUUGGUAGCUGCUUGUGUUCUCAUACUUAGGUACCAACCCAGUUUAAACUAUGAGCAACCAAAAUAUUCAGCAGAAAAAGAGGCCCUUGCAGGAUCACAAGGCGAAUGUAAAAGUGAAUCUCAAAUUAGCAUGAUACCAAGAAAGAGCUUUAAUCUACAAAUGCUGAUUAAUCCAUCAAGUUUGCCAACUGAACAAUCUGCUACUGUGGUGAGCCUUCUUGUGGGUCUUUUGGCUAUCCUGGUUUGUGGAUUAAGCAUUCUGACAACCCAUGGAAUUAAUUCACUUGCAAAUAUGGAGCUUUGGAGUAUUUUUCUUCUUGCCUCUCUUUUCAUACUAUUCGGGAUGAUUAUGUUUAUCAUCUGGAGACAACCUCAAAAUCAACAUAAAGUGACAUUUAUGGUUCCGUUCUUGCCAUUCUUGCCAUCUUUAAGUAUCUUAGUGAAUAUAUACUUGAUGGUACAGCUGAGUGGAGAGACAUGGAUUCGGUUCAGCAUCUGGAUGGCACUUGGACUCCUGAUUUACUUUGCCUAUGGCAUCCGGCAUAGUACAGAAAGCUGUCCCAAAGAGGAAGAGGAAGAUGAUGACAGCUGCUCAGAAAGAAGCGAAACUUUAGAAAAGAAGCACAUGGGAGAUUCAAGUGAACUUGAACAUGCAAGUGAAAGUGCUCAGUUUAUUCCACAUGAAAAGACAAGUGAAUGUUAGCAAUCAUUGAUAAACCUGCUGUGUGUGCUUUUAGACAGGGAUGGCAGCAGAAUGGAGUUGCUGGUGAAAUGGUGAACUACUUGCUCCCCCCAAAUUAGCAGUAACCCACUUGUGCUUUAUGGAAAUAUCUAGCAGAAUACAUGAAAGAUGAUCUAAACUAGUUGCUAGAUAUCUUUUUCAUCAGAGACUUGCCUCAGAGGGUUGCAAUCUUUAAAAAAGCUGAGCAAGAAAGUGGAGGAAAAUUUUCCAAGGGGGCCAAUGUGACUCAUCUAUCAUGUUAAAUAAGUUGUGAUUUCCUUAACAAUGUCCUACAACUUUAACUGGCAUGCGUUAUAUAACUAAUUCUUAAGGAGCAUCUGAAGAAGAAGAGUUGAAUAUUAUGGUUUAUAAUACUAGAGAUGUAUUAUUAACUGCUUUUAAAAAAUAGCAUAGCAUUGCUAAAUAAUCACACAACUACUUGAUUUCCAUCACUCUCGGUACCUUCCCAUACCUUGUUUCUAACCCAGCCACCUAUUGUGGUGUCGUCUUCUGUGUCAUUGUUCCAUGUUGCUCCUGUGAGUGAGAGGCUGAGGCUUUCCUUAGCUGUACAUUAUAUCAGAGGCAGCCUCUGAGUAUAGAGACUGAGUAUAAACUCAGUUAUACUUUGUUGUGCAGAAUGAAGUAAUGGUCGCUGCCUGGGAACACAGCAAUUGUGACAGGAUGAGGCUGGCAAGAAGAAUAGAAAAUGUAAUCCAACAUAAUAUUGCACCAAUUUAAGGAUGAGUAGAGAUGACCUCAAUUCAGCAGUGGGGAAAGGCCCCAGAUUCCUAAAAAUUCCUGAGGAAAAAAAUUACAGUUAUCUGACCUAACUUUUGCUUUGCUGUUAUCCGCAAGUAGUAUAAACCAUGACAAUUCUUCUAAAGAAAUAUUUAAGAAUAUUUGAAAUGGUUAUAUUUGUUAGAAAAUCUAGUUUGACACUCUGUUUAUAUCAGUUUUAUUUCCAAAUUCUUCAUCCUUGCCAAUGAAAAUGAAAAACAUGGAUGAAUGAUUAAUUUAAACAAAUGAUGAAGCACCAGCAAAAUGGCACUUCUGUGGAACUGAAGUUUGCAAAAUGCUGAUGCAUCUGUUGACUUCCUUAAUAUAUGAAUGUUCUGAGCACAUCAAUUCUGCAGCACUGCCAGAGAUUGGGCUGCAGAACUGUGCACCCAUAUAUUCACUUGGUAGAUUGUUCAAUUAAAUAUCAAAAAAAAAACCUCUAUUCAAGAACUGGCUAAUUUUGGGAUGGUGGUGAGUAAAGUAAGCGUUAAGCUUGCAUGUUCUUCUGUCCUGCUCCAGUUACAAAGAAUUUGGAAUGUUUAAUUUAGGUCAUUGGCUGCUGUUGGCACAUUUCAUCACCUCCUUAGCAGGUAGUGAUUAAUUUUAACUAAUUAAAAAAAUGUCAAUUCCAAACUAUGGUUUAUAAAAAUAAUUUAUAUAAUCCACAGUUAAUAGGAACAAAAGUGAAACAUGAUGUUAGAUUAGAAAUGAAGGAUUGUCCUCUCAGUCACUUCAGGAGUUAGGAGCAAGCAAUGCAAGCUUUGGGCCUACUGUUGCUUGUUCUCCUCACCAUAAAUUGUGGUUUCUCCAUAAUACCCAAACAUAGCCACUAAAUUCUUCUUCCUAUCUAGGAAGUAAUUCUCUUCAAAUUAUUUUGUCAUCAUAGGUGAUAUAAUAUUUAUUAAAUAACUCAUGAAUAAAUUUUUAUUUUUGUGAAAUAGAGGUAUGUAUGUAUAUAUUGCAGAGAGGAGGGGGGGAAAUGAAAAACAUAGCUCAAACGUUUUAGCAAAAUUAAUGUUUAAGUGUAAUAGAUCUUUCUUAAACUUUGAGAGAAUAUAUGUUUACCAACAAAUGAAGGCAUCUUCAGUGUUGGUAUCCAUUGCUGGCUUUACCUUUUGGGUAAGGUUGGGUAAGGUUGUGAGUUGUAUAGGUAGUUCCCAGCAUAUCAGUUGGGAUAAGUCAAGGCACUGAAUCAACUUUAAGAAGCAUCAUGUGCAAGUGUCAGCAAGUCCCAAAGAAUUUUUUAUUCUUGAGUCCUAGGAGGUUUAUUUCCAUCGUUCUGUCUGACUGUAUGGAUUCUUUUUUAAUUUUCUGGUUCAUUUUCCUUAAACAACCAAUAACAUGUUAACAAAGGUAAUGAAUCUAUCUAAUUAUGUGUUGCUUUAAUAUAUUGUAGCUACCUUUGCACUAAUUUUUCCUACUCCAGCCUGCUUAUUUAUGUAUAAUUUGUGAAACUAAUAUGUCAUUGCAGACUUGAGUAUGAAUAACAGAAGUGGGAGCAUAAUUAUUUUUAAAAAAAUAUAAGCAUAGAAACUUCAUUUAGGUUUCUCUGCUUAAGUUUAUGUAAAUGGUACAAAACAAUUACAAAAAGACAUGCAAUGGGCAGGCACUUCGAAGGAACAACUGUGCUGUCACCAUUUGAUCAUCUCAGAUAUACAUGUGAAUACUGACAUUUUAUAUGUGCAAAAGAACUAUACAUCUGGAUGUUUUACUUGUAUUGUUACUCAUAAAACAAGCAAACAUACAUGAGCUUUUUCUUUAAAUGAAAUUUAGAGAAAUACUUUUUGAAGGAAAGUUGAUAAAAUAGAGAACUAGAUUUUUAAAAUUUUAGGAAACAAGCAACUUUCUGACUGAAAUUUUAUGUAAAUUAUGAUAAUUAUUUAGGAACAUACAGAGUAGUUCUUAUCCAAUUCCCAAACUCUUAUAAAAUUAGAUCUUUUAGUAUGGAAAAUGAAUAAUCAGAAUUAUUCAUUUCCCAUACGAAUUGUAUCUACAGUAGCUCUUCAAAGUAGUUACCUAAAGUUAUUUUAAAUUGCUAAGAUAUCUUUUCAUAACAAAUAUGUCUUUAGCUUGUUUAAUUUUAAUAGAAAUAGAUAUGUUGUAGAUUAUUUAUACAAGCUGUGAGGCAGAACACAAUUUAGAGAAACCUUCAGACAGAAUGUUUAAAAUUUACAUACUUUGUACUUAGCCCAGGACUGAUACUUAGACAAAAUUCUUCUAAAUGAGAAAAGGAAUAUUUCUAAUUAAAUGUGUAUAUUUAUAUUUUAAUAUUUUUCUACAAAAGGCCACAUUGAAAUUAAGCAUAGUGCUUUAGAAGUAAAGAAUUAUUAUCAAAUCGUAGAUAAUUAUUAGAAUCUAGUUUAUUCUAGAUAUUAAUCAUUACCUUUCAUGUGCCAUUUUUUUUAAUCUUGCAAGUAAAUGCCUCUCUGUCAAGCAAAUGUCAAUGAACUCAUAAACCAUAUUUACACACCAUUCCAAGGAGUCCUUUCAAAAAAACCUAGAAAGAAAGCAAAAAGAUACAUUCUGUCCAUUUGGUAACAUUCAGAUAAGCAGGAAUUAACCCCAGAAAACCCUAAUCAAGUAACUACCAAGAAGAAAACCACACUCACUCCCACCAAAAGUCUCAGGGAAAGCUACUUUAUAUAUAGACAAGAAAUCCCACUUGCUCUAAUAAUGUUAACUAGUUGGGUAAUGAAACGUCUGCAAGCAAAUAGCUCAGCACCAAGAACUCCACAGAAAAUGUUAAACCUAAGACUUACAUAUUAUCAUCAAAAUGGUCAUACAGUUCUUGAGCUUCUUUUGCUAGAUCAGGUUACUUUGGGUGGCUUUACCAUUCAUUCCAUUAGUAAAAUCUGGUGAUUCCGUGACAGAAAGAUCUUUAGGCCCAUAGUCAAGUACAUCUGUGAGUAAUCCCUAAAUGCACGUACACACUUAUUAAAUGUGUUACUUAAUAAUAUUGCCAGUAAGCUUUGUUACACUACCCUGAGAAAAAGCCCCAUUAAAAUUGAAGGUAUUUACUCCUGAAUCAAAAUGCAGUCCAGUAAACAGCUUUCAUGCACUUACGGCUGAGCUAGUUAAUGGUAAUAGUGUCUCUGUUUUUCAUAAAAUAAAAAUGUAAUCGUAUUUUUCCUGCAGUCACUCUUAAAACACAAAAGUCUGGUUGGAUGCAAUCGUUUACUAUAGUUGUUUUGAAAUGCGUAGUAGCAUUAUAAGAGAACCUAAGUAAAAUACAUGCAUAGACAUAAAAAUCUGAGGAUGUUGCAUUUUUCACAUCUUUUGUCCUGUGUAAUGUAGCAUUGAAUGAAAAAGGGUGUAUGGAUAGUCCUUGACAUACAACCAAUUAUUUAGUUACAACAGCACGGAAAAAAGUAACUUAUGACUGUUUUUCACAUUUAUGACUGUUGCAGAAUUUCCACACUCUCUUGAUUAGAAUUUGGACAUUUGCCAUCUGGGAUAAAUUUAUGAUGGUCUCAGUGUCCCAGGGUCAUGUGAUCACCUUUUGCAACCUGACUAGGUAGUCAAUGAGGAAGCCAACAUCACUUAACUGUGUUCUAACUUAACAACUUCAGUGACUUGACUUAACAACAGUGGCAAGAAAGAUUGUAAAAUAAGUCAAAACUCACUUAACUGCCUUGUUUAGCAAUGAAAAUUUUGGGCUCCCUUGUAGUCAUAAGUCAAGGACUGCUUGUAUUGUAUUUGCUGCAUAGGCUUGUGUUGGCUGAAUCCUUACCCUAGUCACAAGCCAUUCUUUCAGAAGGUCCAAACAUUUUUAGAAAGAUCUGAAUUAUAAAACACCUUUUUGUAUACUGUAUAUCGAUUUUUAAGUUUGUUCUUUAGAAACAGUAUUUUAUACUUGUUCUCCUAUGUGGGAGGUUUUCAGUGUAGACAUUUUACAAUAACGCAAAAGGUAUUCAAAUGUAGUUUGGAGAAAAAUUCACUAUUACGGACCUUGGGUUUGGUGACUUGUAGUGAAUGUUUCUGUAAAUAUGUUUUUUCCCCCUGUCAACCUCCCAUAAAACUCAGCUUGAGUGGGAAAUCUAGGAAACUAGAAUAAACCUCAUAACAGGUCAUAUGUCUAACAUUUUAUGCAAAGUUAGCUGUAUCACUGCCUAUGUGUAUAUAAGUAGAUAGAUAACUGUAAUCAUUAUUACUGUGUAUAUGUUUGUUGUUUACUAAAGGGGAGAAUCUUUCUGUAAAAGUCCAGCACAAUAUUGUGUAAACAACUAAAGGAAAAGAACCCACUUUUAUUAAUGUAUAAUCACUUGCAACAUGU